GACACAAGAGGCUGGUCCUCUCGCACUCACUCGCUCUACAGUUCCAUUGCUGCCUGACAUUCGUAUGCUGACGGUUGUGCCAACGGUAUCCUCGCGUACUUCGAAACCUGACAGCUCUCGGAGUCUGAAUCAGUGGAAAAUUUGUCGAUUCUCUUUGUACCAUGAUACCGAUCGUUCAGAUACUAGCCAUGAUAGGUGCAUUCCUGCUGGGAUUCGUCGUGUCCACCGUGUUGUUGCUCUUUGUCUUUUACCUGCUCAUCAAGCUACCAAAACAACAACGAACGAAACCCUUUCAGCAGUUCUUCCCCAUACACCUGCCACAGAAACUGUUAAAGCUUGUGCAGUCUAGCAACUGGAAAAAACAACGACAGACAGUUAUAGUUAUGAACCUCAUCAUGCAGUGUAUCUUCCGGGAAUGGAAGGACAGUAUAACUCUGCGAAGAGUCGUUCUCAGCAAACUGAACAAAGAAUUUGCAGACAUGGUGCAACGCGGGGCCGCCGGCAAGCUCCUUGAAAAAAUUCAGCUUCGCGAGUUGGAUUUUGGCACCGACUUCUUGACCAUCACCAGAGUCGCCGUGGAGAACGUCACUCUGCACGACACUUGGAAAACCAUUGAGGAACUGGAUGUGUUCCUGGCCCUGGAGUACGCUGGAGGAUUCACCUUAGCAGUGGACGCCGAUCUCAUCAUCGGUGGCCAGGUGUCGCUCUCUGUUAAGAUAACACACCUAUCGGGCAAGGCCCGCUUGCAGUUCUCCAGGAAGCCAUAUUCACACUGGUCCUUCGCCUUCUACGAGGAACCAAAAGUUGAAAUAUCUAUAGAAUCAUCCAUUCAAGGGCAGAACUUCCCCCAGAUUCCCAACAUUAUCAUGUCUCAGAUUCGACGUGUGCUACGCGCAAAGCACACCUUGCCUAACUACAGGAUACGCUUUAAGCCAAUAUGUCUAUUCCCCGAGCUUCGCAUCAACCCCCCUUUGAAGGAGAAGCUCUGCCAGACCGGGCAGCUUGAAGUGACUGUCGUGGAGUGUUCACGUCUGGUGCUUGGCGAGGGCUCGUACCAGCUUUAUUGCAUGCUGUCUCUUGAUGAGAGCCAGUGGAUCAACAUGGACAAAUUGGUUGGGACCCCAUGGAUCAACCUUGAACUUGAAAUUCAAAGACCGAAGAGUGCUGGGAUUGAACUCAAACAGGCACUGAUCGAAGGGAAGUUCCGGGAGGUCGUCAUGGUGGAAAGCGUGUCACCAGAUUCUUCAUUUGCAGCUGCUGGUGUAAUUCCGGGAGACGUGAUCACCUUUAUUAGAAACCAGGAGGUGACGGACGCAAAACAAGCGUUAAAGCUGUUUAGCAAAGGAGGAGAAAAAGUAAUCAUUAAAGUGGAGAGAAAGUCUGAGUACAAAUGGCAGAAGUCAGCCCAGGAAGGGCAGCACAUGACUGAAGUCAAGACCAAGGUAGACCACACCCAACACACGACAGCGGCUGACGAAGUCCGGACAAAAGCUGCGUUCGCAGCCAAGGCUUCCAUAGCGACUCUUCUUAUCGCUGGUUCCGGCAAACAAAAGAAAAUCGUGGGCGACAGCAACGAAAUUCUAUCUCGUGCCAAAGCCAAAGGGUUUCCCAUCAAACGUACCACAUUCGUCGUCUCCACAAAGGACCCCGUGUUUCUCGAAAAAUUCACUUUGGAAGUGAAGGAAAAAUACAAGUACCUCAAUGUGGGCAUCUGGAGCAAGGGUCAAACCAUUAAUCUGCGGGGCAUCAAGAAGCCCAGGCUCGAUAAUAUGCUCGCUUAUACCGCGAUUCCAUUGGCUCACAUUCUGGGAGAAUGCACGAAGACUGCCGAAGCUUACUAUUGUCAAGUAUUUAAGCUCCUUUGCCCCGAAUUCACGCAGUUGCCAAAAGAGUUUAUCAAGUACGCAAUGCUCGCUGGAUUUGACCCCAGGCUCUGCUACGGCGAUAUCACAAUGAGUUUCGUCUUCAAAGGGUGGUACAAAACGAAAUCUCUCGGGGCAGAGGACGAAGCACAGGCAUGCAAGCGUUCCACGGCGCCGCCAGCGGAUGAAGCUGUCGACAACCUCAUGGACGUGGACUCUAGUCCGACCAUUCAACCCGCUGCCAAGUCACUGAUUCAUGUCUUCGAAGAAGUCACACUGAAGAAAUCUAUAAACUGCAAGUUUUGCAACAACAGGAUAUGGUUGAGGAAGUGCUUACGCUGCACGGAAUGUCGCAUGAUCAUUCACAAGAAGUGUGAGGCACUCUGCAAACAGAAGACGAUAUGCAAGCAGGUAAUCUGGCCCGAUGAAGACGUGGUGGAGGAAACUAAACGCAAAGGGGAAUCGGACUCCAAGAUAACGGGGAUGGACUCUAAGUCGACGGAUAGCGUACAGAAGUCCGGCAAAGAAGAGCGUUCCUCCGCACCAGCAGUUAUACCGGUUCCUGGGUCUGCUGACCACAAGGUUGAGGAAGACCGUAAGUUCUUCAAGUCGUUGGAAAUGAACGCAGACGCCGAGAACCUGAACCACAUAUUGGACAGCCUGAGCCAUCGGAUAUUUGACCUUCGCUUGUUUGCCAUAGCGAACGAACAGGCCAAGUUCUUGCACGACGACUUGAAAGGCGACGAACGGCGAAAACGCAUUGAGAAUGUGUACCAGAAGGUGAAAGCAGUAUUUGAAAAGGAGAAACAAAACAAGGAAAAGCUGUCAGCUUCAGUGGCCGCAGCUACUGGCGGCGCGAAGUCCGAAGCGGAGACUAAACUGGCCCAGUGCGGAAAGCGACUGAAGGCAAUCAACCUGGUCCUCCUAUACUAUGCGUGUGGCCUGAAACGCAUGAACGUCGACCACCCAGAUGUGGCAAUUGAUGGGGACAAGCACAGCGAAGGGGAAAUGGAAUUAUAAUUUCAUUAUAAUAGUUUCUCAUA
Messenger RNA from Ornithodoros turicata, 2905 nucleotides. RefSeq names its product PDZ domain-containing protein 8-like. Gene Ontology annotation, biological process: mitochondrial calcium ion homeostasis. Gene Ontology annotation, molecular function: lipid binding; protein binding. The transcript is spliced from 23 exons. The record is from RefSeq and is a predicted model, not a curated record. Bases 162 to 2882 code for a protein of 906 amino acids. Gene Ontology annotation, cellular component: mitochondria-associated endoplasmic reticulum membrane contact site. NCBI's taxonomy places the organism in Eukaryota, Metazoa, Arthropoda, Arachnida, Ixodida, Argasidae.